Molecule: messenger RNA, 2169 nt
Organism: Periconia digitata
Lineage: Eukaryota; Fungi; Ascomycota; Dothideomycetes; Pleosporales; Periconiaceae
Source: the annotation of a GenBank genome assembly
AUGUAUUCCCCAAUAUACGAUCUAGGAUACGCCCUCUCCAACAUUAUCAAAUCGAUGUCGGCGACACCGGAUCGCGUCAUCGGCGCAUCGGUUAGCAAGCAAAGAAAUACCACUAUUGCGUGCCGAAAUUGUCAUGCCCGCAAAGUCAAGUGCUCUGGCGGGCAACCAUACUCUAAUUGUCGUCGAGACAGGAGUGGGGUUGACUGUUCAUAUCCCAAUAGGAUACGGCAUAUAAAACUGAGGGAAAGCUAUGUCGAUGAGCUGCUUUCAGAGAUCAACCGCCUAAGACGUGGGCAAACAGAUAUCACCGAGAAUAAUGAUAGAGAGGCCCAAGAAGAUAGGAGAAAAAAUCUCGUGGCGUCAGAAUUGUCCCAAGGGAGCCCAACCACUACAGGUUCCGUGGAAGUGUCGACAACCAAUGCACCACAAACAUCGGAUGUGGGCUCCAAUAGAGCAAACGCUGCGUCGGGGGCUGAAAGGAACCCACUACUUGACGAUCGCCCUUGGUUCAUCUCCGUAACGCCAGAAAUGCCAGUCUUGGUGGGAGAAGCAACAGAUGCGGCUUUCGCGACCAGAUUCCGCCAGGCCUUGUCAGGGAAAACCCAGAGACACUUUCCCCGUACUCAGUAUUCCCUCAAUCCGAUUACCACCUCUAUAAACCUUCUCAGUAUGCAUGGGCCGCCACCCGCAAGGGCGCGCAUACUUACAAAGGUUGCGUUGAAAACGAUUUGCCGUCGCAAUCAUCUUGUGCGAAAGAGCACUGUCCUGGCUAUUCUAGAACGGUCUAUCCAAAGCCCAGACCAGUGUGAUUCUAUCAGCGUGUGCAAACUGUUCGUUAUGUUUGCGUUAGGAGAGGUUUACUCAGCUAGGGCUACUUUUCCAGGAGCUAAGUUUCCUGGCAUUGACUAUUACAAUCAUGCAACCAACGUGUUUCGUGUCUUGAGCGAAGAGCCAAGAAUUGAGUGUGUCGAGAUCAUGUUGAUGCUGUCUUUAUACUCAACUACUAUGAACAGACGUCAUGCAGCAUACUGUAUGGUGGGAUGUGCGAUGCGCUUCGCCAUAUUAAUAGGACUCCAUCACAACGUGCCGGAUACUCAACUACCAGACCGUGUACAAGUGGAACACAGAGUGAGAUUAUGGUGGUCUGUCUACAUGAUGGAUCGAUCAUGGGCGACGAUGCUGGGCCAACCCGUUUCGAUACGAGAUGAAGAGAUAGGCGUAGCUCUUCCUUCCUCCCAUGGGAUCCCGGAGGUGUUUGCCGAUGAUUUCCAACCUGUCGAUGAUGUUAUCGCCGGCCUCCACAUAUCUAGACUUUCUGCUGAGAUCUCCUCUUCAAUAUAUGGUCGCAGUAUGCAACAGCAAACUUUCUCGCAUAGAGUGCAGCAAGCACUGCAAAAGUUGGAUGACUGGGUGAAAAGCCUACCCGAUAGUCUGCGUACGAAGAUCGAUGAGGCGUCUACUCAUACAGACAUAGCAGAUCUAACUUUGCAUCUUUACUACAACCAGUGUUUAAUGCUAGCCACACGCCCUGUGCUCCUGCACCUCUUCCGUUUGCGCCACGUCACUCCAACCGAGGAUCUACAUGAGGAUCCAGCUCAGCCUAGCGAGCCUACACUCGCACUCGCAGAGGCUUGUGUUAUCUGUGCAAGAAAGACCUACCAUAUUCUUAUCAACGCCUGGAUCAAUGGUCUGUUCCCAACUUUCGACUAUGCUCUCACCCAGUACCUGUUCUCGACAUGUAUUGUACUGGCAAUAUCCAGCCUGUUACAAGCUCGAUGGCUCAACACCGAAAGCGAAGAUUUCGAAGCUGCAGUACAAAUUCUUGAUCAACUGAGCCAAAAUGGAAGUCAGGCCGCAUCUGAGUUCAUGAGACAUGUUGACGCCAUAAAAUCAUCUAUGGAGAGCCAGAGAGCCUCUCAAAGUCAAGGACCCCACCAGACAUUCUCCGGAUCAUCGGCGGCGUCGCAAGGAUUGAAUGCCACUGACAAUUUGGCACCAAGGGCAGAUGCAGAAUUGAAUCACAUAGGAUUCAAUCUAUCCGAACCCUCGCUGCAGGAUCUUCUAUCUUUUCCGCAUUGGGACCUCGACUCACUUGAAAAUUCUUCCAGCCAGGAAAGAUUCCAAUCCUUCUAUUGGCCGGAUGGAAAUGGCGAGCAUUGGACAUCAUGA